Pelobates fuscus (common spadefoot toad) is the source of this 1676-nucleotide messenger RNA. Its product is annotated as pancreatic secretory granule membrane major glycoprotein GP2-like. The transcript is spliced from 11 exons. The record is from RefSeq and is a predicted model, not a curated record. Gene Ontology annotation, cellular component: cell surface. The coding region runs from base 60 to 1352 and encodes 430 amino acids. NCBI's taxonomy places the organism in Eukaryota, Metazoa, Chordata, Amphibia, Anura, Pelobatidae.
CAUCUACCUGACUGAAGCUGGUGUCAGAGAAAAAUCCUAAAAGAGAAAAGGGUAAUAUAAUGAUCUUCCUAUGUAUCCUAGUCUUGGCAGCUACGCUUAUAGAAAAAGGCUCCGCUGAGUGCUAUGUUAUACCAUCUGACUCUGGCCUUGUGAUGUGUAGUGACAAUUCAUGUGGUGGACAGUGUUACCCUGACAUUGGAUGUUUCUGCAGCGAUCAAGCAAAACAAUGUCUUCCUACUAACUCUGAAUGCACACCACCUGACAACAUAUGUUGCCCUACGGGAUACUUCUGGAGCUCUGUUGAUAACUGUUGCACAACUACAGCAUUCUGCUAUCCCUCCUGUCACGCUGAUGAAAUUUGUGAAAACGUCAACAAUGUAUCAACUUGUAACUGUAACACAACCAAGUAUGCGGGAAUUAAGAUUUCUGCCUUGGUUCCCUCAGUACACUGUGACUCUAAAGUAAUGGAAGUGUCUAUCAACAAGUGUCUUGUGACAUCUCUUGGAUUUGAUUCCACAAGCUUAACUUUGAAUGAUGCCUCACAAAACUGCUCAACUUUGUAUCCAACUACAACAGACAAUGUAACAGUAGUGACCUUGCAAUCUAAACCAGUGACAGGGUGGUGUGGGACUGUGAUGAAAACUGACAGCUCCAAGGUGUAUUACACAAAUACUCUUCACAUUGGCAUUCUGAAUAAAACCAUCAUCACAACAAAUCCUAUCAACAUCUCCUUCACCUGCUCUUACAAUCUGACUAUGCAAACCAGUUUAGUUGCUGCGCUCCAUCCUGUGCUUAGCUCUGUCAACCUCACAGUAAAUGGAGAAGGUUCAGUGCUCACAACAAUGGCAGCUUAUUGGGGUCAGGCAUAUUCUGAUCCAAUACAAAGUACUGACGAGGUACCAGUUGGAUCACCCUUCUAUUUGGGCCUGUUUUCAGAAUCCACAGACGGAGAUACAUUUGUACUUAGGGUUGAUGAUUGCUUUGGAACACCUGAUGGCGAUAACAAUAGUGUCAACAAAGUGAUGCUUGUGAGUGGAGGAUGUCCAGCCAAUCAGGGAGUUGGUGUAGAUGUUGAAGAAAAUGGUCAAAGUUUGCAGGCAAGAAUUAAAAUCAACUCAUUUGUGUUUCAAAGUCAACCACUAGUAUACAUCACCUGUAACGUGAGAUUGUGUUUCAAGAAUGCAACAUGCACUGGGUGUAAUGUGGCUCGUAGUGCUGAAAGUGAAACUAGUCCAUUAACUAUCUCAGUGAACUUCUUAGAUUCUUUCAGUGACUCUGCAUCCAGCACAGCUUCAUCCUGGACUAUGCUGGCUGGUUCACUGUUCACAUUUUUGUCCAUGAAAUUCUUCUGAGGAGAUUCUUGGAAUCCUGUCUGCUGCUCCAGGGAUGAAUGAAUAAUGCCUGGGGAUCAAAUCAUCUUCAAAAAUUAAUUGCUUUUUUCAUUGGACUAUAAAUGUGUAUCUUUGACUCUGAGGUGUCUUUCAUAGUAUGUCCUCUGGUUAUCUUCCUCUCUCACAGGGCAUACAGGCUAUCUUACCCUGUGUUCCUGUACCAUCAUUACAUCUGUAACUCAAAUUCAAGCAUAUGUCAAAGGGUAAUAAUAUGUGACUCUAUCUAUCUAUGAACUGUUUUUAAUUUCUCUGAAUUAAAUAAAUAUAUUUAUAAUAUAUAAAGUA